AUGCGGUUCCAGGCAAAGGACCAGGCAAAUUCCACACGGCUCCCUCACCUCCUUCUCGACAACCUCCGCCAACCCCUUCAGACAACAACCGCCGAGAUGGUGCAAGAACGCUCCGGACUCAUCCUCGGACUCAACAGCGGCCGUCCCACGACUGCCCUGAACACCCCCAAGACCCGCAUCAGCCGGUCCAAGGGUAAGAGCUCCCGUCGCACCGCUUUCGUCCGCGAAAUCGCCCAGGAGGUCGUCGGUCUCGCCCCCUACGAGCGCCGCAUCAUUGAGUUGCUGCGCAACGCCCAGGACAAGCGUGCCCGCAAGCUCGCUAAGAAGCGCCUCGGUACUUUCGGCCGUGGCAAGGCCAAGGUUGAGAACAUGCAGAAGGUCAUUGCUGAGUCUCGCCGUGCCCAGGCUGCUGGUCACUAA
This is a messenger RNA of Penicillium salamii, 420 nucleotides long. The record is from the annotation of a GenBank genome assembly. Lineage: Eukaryota; Fungi; Ascomycota; Eurotiomycetes; Eurotiales; Aspergillaceae.